AUGUCUUCGGCACGUUUGGAUGCUUACAUCACAAGUUCUAUAGCUCUUUUAGAGGCAAACCCAUCAUCGACAUUGGUGAGCAUACGGUACCAAAUUGGAGCAAAAGCAGGCAAGGUGACGUUUCGUACAACCAACUCUGAGCUACUGGCCAGGUACAAGUACUCCACUUCCAAAUCCAAAGAUGUUUCAAGGCUGCUGAGCGCAUUAGGACCACGCGGUGUGUCGAUCCAACCAUCUAGCAAAGUGGCUAGGCAGCGUAAGACUUUCCAAAUGAGUCGUCCAACCGAUGUCACUGGUAUGGCAACACUAAUGGCUAACGUUGACGUCCCUGAAGCCGUUGAGGAGGUCUUGCAGCCGAAACCAGCGGCCAAAAAGAAGAAGAAGGGCAAAAAGCGCUAA
Messenger RNA from Lachancea meyersii CBS 8951, 399 nucleotides. The record is from the annotation of a GenBank genome assembly. NCBI's taxonomy places the organism in Eukaryota, Fungi, Ascomycota, Saccharomycetes, Saccharomycetales, Saccharomycetaceae.